Rhipicephalus sanguineus (brown dog tick) is the source of this 4299-nucleotide messenger RNA. Its product is annotated as serine hydrolase-like protein. The record is from RefSeq and is a predicted model, not a curated record. Lineage: Eukaryota; Metazoa; Arthropoda; Arachnida; Ixodida; Ixodidae. The coding region runs from base 398 to 1186 and encodes 262 amino acids. The transcript has 4 exons.
UGGUGGUGUGUGCCUGCGUAAAGAAUAAAUGCAGCCAAUAGCUGCAAGGCUAGUUGAGUGAUGUUUACGAAGUGCCCCUCUGCAUCUCCACAAGUUGGUCGUCUCGCAGAGCAGCUGAUGUAAUCAAGCGCAACUCCAUCUGAGCGGCACAGGUGUUCUCUGGCGGCACAUUCUGAAUGGGCACCGCUGCCUUUGGUCGCGAGUAUUUCUCCGCCCGUUGCAACGUUUUUAUGAGGAAACGCGACGUCCCGCUUGUUGCGCAAGAUGCGUCACUCGGGGAAUUCACCGUAGAUCCGUAGCCUUGACCGCUCUAACCAAUUGUCCUGUCCGUGCCAAGUUGGCCUUGCUUUAAACAAAAAUCACGGUCAGAAUACCCACGCUCCUAGCACCUUUCAGCAUGUUUCAAGUAAUGGGCACUUUGAGGUGCACGAAGCAGCUGCGGCAGGUACUUUCCAAGUAUCGAUGUCUCAGUCAGUGCCGCACUGCCACCAAUGAGGUCCCGAUUGUGGAGCGUGAAGUUCGAGAACUACAGAUCCCCACUCCGUAUGGCCACCUCGCUGCUAAACAGUGGCUGCCCACGUCGGCUGAGGACCCAAGUCGACGUGUUCUGCUUCUGCAUGGCUUCCAGGACAAUGCUGGGAGCUUUGACCUCCUUGUACCAAGGCUUGACCCUCGGUGGAACACAGUGGCCCUUGACUUCACGGGCCAUGGCCUAUCUUCGCACUUGCCCAAAGGGGCGUCAUAUUUUUCCAUGCAGUUUUUGCUCGACGUCUCAUGGACAGCUGACCACCUUGGCUGGAGUGAAUUCUCCUUGAUUGGACACAGCAUGGGAGGCCAUGGAGGCUUUGCUUAUUCUUGCCUCUUUCCAGAGAGGGUCCAGAAUUUGGUGUUAAUUGAUGUUUUUGCACCUUGUAUCAGCAACCCAGAAAAGUUUUACGGAAGCUUGCGGGAAGUGUUAGAGGGCAACGUGCGACUAGGUCAUAAGGAUCUGAGCAAGCCACCUGUCUACACAGAAGAGGAAGUGAUAAAGCUGUACAGGCAUAGCAUAGUUCCGGGCUACCUUCCUGACAACAUCAGAACGCUGAUGAAACGUGGUUGCAAGCCUGUCGGGGACGACCGUUACAUCAUGACCAAGACGUCCGACUUAAGUACACCAGUUGGUUUCAGUGUGACAGUGCUGCCCUGAAAGAGUUCUAUGGCGGUUACACCAACAAUCUCCUGGUAGUGAUGGCUGUUCCUGGCCUUGGGGGUGUGUCUGCGAAGCAUAAGCUACUGUCGGACAUAUGUGCACAAAACUGCCGCACGUUUAAGAUAGUUGAAGUAGCAGGAAACCACCACGUGCAUAUGACUCGUCCAGAUGCAGUGGCUAGUCACAUACGUCUCUUUUUAGAUCCACAUUGAUGCGAUACUACAAUAGCCUAAACCUAAAUUUUUUGUUGUGCACUAUCCUUCCAGGCAGCCAAAGUGAUAACUUUUGCUGAGUGAUGUUUUGUUUUAAUUUUUACUGAUGCUGAACACUUCAGAUAAUUUCAUCUGUGGCCUCAAGGUUGUAGUUGGCACAGCUGUACUGUGCACAGUUCCAUAUUUUGCCAUAUGUGCAAGUGCAUUUUAAAUUUGUCUUGAGGAAAUUUAACUAGUUCUAACUAUAGUGGUAAGAAAGAAACAAAAAAUUUAAUAGGCAGAACGCUGUUUGCUAGAAUGAGCUCAAGCUACGAACUGUUAGGCUGUGGCAAACAUUCAACAUGUUUCUGAGUGAGUGAAAUUUACAAUGUUAUGAUUAAAGAAGGCUUAAUAAUCCAGAAAAAAACAGUAGCUGCGCUGACUUGUCGAGCUGUCAAGCAUUUUGGCAGUGUAUGCUCGGGCAUAUUGAAUUCUUUAUCAGUAAAGUAAAAUGUUAUUGCAUUUCAAUUUAAUUGGGCUCAAGUUGACAAGUAUCAAUAACUUUUCCUACGUUAUUGUGGCCCAAACACGACAAAAUAUUUGGAAACCUGCGAUGUCACAGUUGCCAUCGCGGUAGCGUAGCAUCUACUGGUUUGCACUGCUAAGCUCAAAGACAUGUGUUCCAUUCUCAUUCACAGCAGCAACAUUUUUCAUGUGAGAGAAAUGCAAGAACAUUUGUGUGCUUAUAUUUCCUUAAGCUGCAAAUUAUAAGGAACUCUCUGUAAACUUGUCAAACUUACACAGUCUUAUUCCAAGGCAGAGCAUAGUCUAUUACAAAAAAAAAGAUGAUAGCAAUAUGUGGAUUUGUGCACCCCCUGAAGAAGAGACCGAACGGGUCUCGAAAUGGGGUAGGGUCAGUUUUUUUUUUAAUUAAAGAAACUAAAAACUAAACAUGACUGGAGAGUCUUUUUAUUCCUAUACUUUUCAGUAAUUAUUCAUCAUCAAAGUGUAAUUAAAGAUCUAUUUAUUCUGAAAUCAGUCAUGUUUUACUUCUGCAUAAAAAAAACUCGAAUCUCAGGCACAACAUGCAUGGACAAAUUUUUGUGGUUUAUGUCCAUUUUGAGCAAAACAAACAUAAAGCUUUAGCACGGCUCCCAAAGUGUGGCACGUCGAACGUGUCUUCUAACAUGGUAAUGUCUUCACCAAAGUGAUCCUUUGCAGCAAUAUGCAGCACAGUGAAGUUAAAUGACCGCUAGUUGUCCACUCGGGAAGCUUGUACAAAUGUGCACGUCUCCUUUCAAGCCAUUUGAAGAAACACGUGCAUGACACACCUCUAUAGUUGAUAGUAUGUAAAAUUGUAUGCACCGCCACUAAAGGGGAUAUGUAUGUGCACAGUGAUGAACCCCAGUUGCUAAAAUUAAUCUAGAGUACCCCAAUACUGUGGGCCUGAUAAGGAUUUCGUGGUUUUGGCACGUAAAAACUCGGAUUUUUAAAAAUAUUGUUGUCAUCUUAUUAGUAGCAUAGCAGUGCUCUGUUUUCAGCCUGUAAUUGGAAUGCUGUUUUGCUCUCUCGUUCCUGUCUAGUAUGUUUCGGUUAGACUUCUCAGUAGUAUUUAGUGCAACGCAACAGAUAAUACACCCUAUAAAUAGUCCUAUUUCUCACUCUAGUAUUUAGAAAAGCGGAUGUUUAUCCUUUUAUCAACCGUAUUUUACCGUUAAAUAAUGCAACUGAAGUUUUUAAACAAUAAUUUACCAGGCCAAACUCAUUUAGCGUUGUUCCUUAGCAAUCUUUUGAGGCCACAUGUAUAUAAUGCAAGGUUAAGGGUAUUUCCGUUCUCUGUAAUCACGGCCCUGUUCCACUUCUGGUUAAGUGGCCCAUUAUGAUGUGGGCUAUUUUUUAUGAUUAGUGGUAGACAUUCAGUAAAAUUAUGUCAUCACAACAACUUCUAACUGCAUAAGCAAGUUGGUCCUUCACUAAAUCCAAGCCUUGCAUUAGGAGUAGGUAUCUGGGCCUAGUGGUGAUACAACACUUGUGCAGGACACAAGGAUAUUUUAUUCAGUAUGACUAUAAGUGUUAGUAAUUUUGAUGAGCAACUUUACUCUGCAAAGUGUAAUAUCUUUUUUCAAUAGCGCUUUGAAUUUAUUCGUACUUGGUUACAUGCAGUGUGACUGAUACAAGGACAGAAGACACAUACAAGUGCUCUCUCUAUUAUUUUUUAAUGCUGAAAUGAAGAAAACAUUUAGUGUAACUGCAGUGAUGACAUGCAGUAUUCAGCAGUGUGGAAGUCUCACUACUAGUCUCAGUAAUUACAGGCCAUGGGGGUGUUGAAAGUUGUCUUCACGCGGAAGUUUUUUAAUGGGGAUUUCUCAAAUGGUUGCGUUCGCAGGACAGGACUAGUGUAUACAUGACGGAAAUGCACUAGUUUGUCCAUUACAAAAACAAAGAAAAAAAAGGCGUACAUGCUUUAAUAGUUUCCAAAAGCACGCUCAAGUGUUGUUUCCUGAAACAUCUCGUGGUGAUAUUUGUGGUAGUAGUGGCUUGCUUGCUUUCUUGCUACCAAGGCAAGGUUUAUGGUUUUGUUUAUCAUGUACAGUAAGUAGCAGAUGAAAGGUGAUGUAUUUUAUGGUAGCUCUCUGUCUUGAUUUACAGAACAGGCACUCGCAGUGUAAUAAUGACGCCUAAUUGGCAGCUCAUCCGGUUAUGCUGGUUUCAGGUGCACAAGUACCUGUGUGUGUUCGGCUUGCUUUCUUUCCGUUAUCCUAGCUGUUCUUGCUUUAUUUUUGUUCGAAAUUUUAAUUGUUUUUUUAUCACAUUGCUCUUUCUUGAUGUCGAAUGAAAUAUUGUACAAAUUUAGGGGAUAACUCUAAAUAAAAGCAAGAACGCUCUAAAUAAAAGCAAGAAUGAUUAUGGGCUCUGAAA